Messenger RNA from Cucurbita pepo subsp. pepo (vegetable marrow), 1726 nucleotides. NCBI's taxonomy places the organism in Eukaryota, Viridiplantae, Streptophyta, Magnoliopsida, Cucurbitales, Cucurbitaceae. The record is from RefSeq and is a predicted model, not a curated record.
AUGGCUUCCAUAUUUUCUAACGUUAUCGUUCUCUUCGUGUUAGCGUGUAUGUCAACUCUAAGCUCGGCUAACUCGGGUUGGUUUGGGGCUCGUAAUACCACUUUUCCUUUCAGUUCUAGGCAUAAACGUCCACGGUUCCCGCCACCACCAUCACGAUGGUUGCCACAACCACCAUGGAGGCAUUUGCCACAACCACCAUGGAGACGGCUGCCACCAUCACCAUCACGACCACGAAAACCUCGAACACCACCAUCACGACCACGACAACCUCGAACACCACCAUCACGACCACGACAACCUCGAACACCACCACCACCACGAUGGUUUCCACCACUACCACCACGGCCUCGAACACAAAAUCCAAGAAAGAUUAUAGUGGGUGGUUCUAAAUAUUGGCGUCUUGGGUUUGACUAUAAUGAUUGGAUACUUAAGAACGGUCCAUUUUAUCUAAACGAUAUUCUAGUGUUCAAAUACGAUCCUCCGAACCCUUCAACUCCUCCUCAUAAUGUUUAUUUGCUACCAAACAUGCAAAGCUUGAACAAGUGUGAUUUUAGAAGGGCUAAAUUGGUGGCAAAUUCAACACAAGGAAGUGGAAAUGGGUUUAAUUUUGUUCUUAAACAACAAAAAGCUUACUACUUUGCUUGUGGAGAGGGCAAUGGCUUCCAUUGCAACCUUGGAUCCAUGAAGUUCUCUAUAACCCCACAAUCAAGGCGUCUACCAUCACCGCCACCACCAUCAACACGACCACGAAUACCUCCACCAAGACAGGUGCCACCACCAUCAAAACGACCACGAAUACCUCCACCAAGACAUGUGCCACCACCAUCAAAACGACCACGAAUACCUCCACCAAGACAUGUGCCACCACCGUCACCACCACCACCAUCAAAACGACCACGAAUACCUCCACCAAGACAGGUGCCACCACCGUCACCACCACCACCAUCAAAACGACCACGAAUACCUCCACCAAGACAGGUGCCACCACCGUCACCACCACCACCAUCAAAACGACCACGAAUACCUCCACCAAGACAGGUGCCACCACCGUCACCACCACCACCAUCAAAACGACCACGAAUACCUCCACCAAGACAGGUGCCACCACCGUCACCACCACCACCAUCAAAACAACCACGAAUACCUCCACCAAGACAGGUGCCACCACCGUCACCACCACCACCAUCAAAACAACCACGAAUACCUCCACCAAGACAGAUGCCACCAUCGCCAUCUCCACCAUCACCAUCACCAUCACCAUCACCAUCACCAUCACCGAAUCCACAAAUUCCAAGAAAAAUCAUCGUAGGUGGAUCAGAACGAUGGCGUCUUGGGUUUGACUAUAAUGAUUGGGCACUUAAAAACGGACCAUUUUAUCUCAACGAUAUUCUAGUAUUCAAAUACGAUCGUACCCAUAGCGUUUAUUUGCUACCAAACAUGCAAAGCUUGGUGGAUUGUGACUUUGGAACAGCCAAAAUGGUAGCAAAUUUAACACAAGGAAGUGGAGAUGGGUUUGAAUUUGUACUCAACCACCAAAAUCCUUACUACUUUGCUUGCGGUGAAGGCAAUGGCUUCCAUUGCAAACUUGGAUCCAUGAAGUUCUCUCUAACACCAAUAGCUCAAGCUUGAUAUCAGUGGUUUCUUCCCAGCCACUUCUUACAAUAUAUUUAACCUAAUCCACGUGUUAGGCUAGAUAAAAUGCUCGUCAAUAAGUGUCUUGUUUUUA